CGGAGCGGGGCAGCGCCGGCAGGACCCAGAAGGAGACAAUGACUACUGACGGGGCUCCCAAAGAAGAUGGAGGGGGUCCAGUCACAGCUCUGGCAGAACGAGGGGAAGACAUCACUCCCAAAAAGGACCGAGGCGUACUGAAGAUUGUCAAAAGGGUGGGGAACGAGGACGAGAGGCCAAUGAUUGGAGACAAGGUACACGUCCACUACAAAGGAAAAUUGUCCAACGGGAAAAAGUUUGAUUCCAGUCGGGACAGAAACGAACCGUUUGUCUUCAGUCUCGGCAAAGGCCAGGUCAUCAAGGCCUGGGACAUUGGCGUGGCCACCAUGAAGAAGGGAGAGAUCUGCCAGUUACUCUGUAAGCCCGAGUACGCCUACGGGGCAGCGGGCAGCAUCCCCAAGAUCCCAUCCAACGCGACCCUCUUCUUUGAGAUCGAGCUCCUCGAUUUCAAAGGAGAGGAUCUGUUUGAAGAUGGAGGCAUCAUCCGGAGGAUCAAGCAAAAGGGAGAAGGUUACUCAAACCCGAAUGAAGGCGCGACUGUAGAAAUUCACCUGGAAGGCUACUGCAGCGGCCGGACCUUCGAUUGCCGAGAUGUGGCAUUUGUCGUCGGGGAAGGGGAAGACCACGACAUUCCCCUCGGCAUUGACAAGGCUCUGGAGAAGAUGCAAAGGGAAGAGCGAUGCAUUCUGCACCUCGCCCCGCGGUAUGGGUUUGGAGAGGCAGGGAAGCCAAAAUUUGACAUUGAGCCCAAUGCUAAGCUCAUAUAUGAAGUCACACUGAAGAGCUUCGAAAAGGCCAAAGAAUCCUGGGAGAUGGACACCAAAGAGAAACUUGAGCAGGCUGCCGUUGUCAAAGAGAAGGGAACAGUGUACUUCAAGGGAGGCAAGUACAUGCAGGCCGUGAUUCAGUACGGGAAGAUCGUGUCCUGGUUAGAAAUGGAGUACGGCUUAUCGGAGCAUGAGUCCAAAGCUUCUGAAUCCUUCCUGCUGGCAGCAUUUCUGAACCUGGCCAUGUGCUAUCUGAAGCUGCGGGAGUACCCCCGGACCAUCGAGUGCUGCGAGAAGGCCCUGGGGCUGGACCGCGCCAACGAGAAGGGCCUGUACCGGAGGGGCAAAGCCCGGCUGCUCAUGAACGAGUUUGACUUGGCCAUAGAGGACUUUGAGCAAGUGCUGAAGGUGAACCCUCAGAACAGGGCCGCCAGGCUGCAGAUCUCCGUGUGCCAGAGGAAGGCCAAGGAGCACAACGAACGGGACCGGAAAGUCUACGCCAACAUGUUCAAGAAGUUUGCUGAGAGAGAUGCUAAGGUGGAGGAGGCCAGUAACCCAAGAGGCUCAGCCUGCCAGAAAGGAGAAGAAGAUCAAGUGAUGGACGACAAGGACAUGGAUGGCCAUGUAUGACAGGGCAUCAGAGAGAGAUAGCGAGAGAGAGAGAGAGAGCGCCAGCCUUCCCAGCGAACUCAGCCCCCUUCUCCAUGGGCUUCUACAGAACUCAGGACUAAGCAGUGUUUAUCACAGAGUUUGCCGCCGCCUAAGUGGCCCGGGAAAGGGAUGAUUGACCCGGCCACUUCCCGAGAAGCCCAGUGAUGUUGCUGCCGCCCCAGCCCCAGCGGAGAGGGAGGUGGACCCACCCCCGGGGCCCUGCGGAUCGCUGGUAGAGGUCGGACCGCCACGGGAUCAGUCCGGCUCGUUCGGUCCUCGUCUCUUCCCUGGGGUCCUCCAGGAGCAGCGUGUCCCCCCCCUCCGCCUGAACACCCCCCGUGCCCCGGGCAGCCAGCCGGUUACUCAGACCUGCGUACCGGGCUUCCUCCUCGGUUCUUGGGAUGGUUUCGUUUUUAAACGCACCAAAGUGCUCCCAAUACAGCGUUUUAACCAGUAGAACAGCUCUGGCAGAGCAUCAGGUGGAUGCUUACCACCGGCUCCCCGCAGCCCGCAGGGCUUCAAAGUGGGAAGGGGCCGGAACGGGCCCUCCGCCGCUCCCUCCCGCCCAGCCUCCACGGGGCCUUGGCCAAAGGGAGUUUGGGAUCGGUGGCUUCCCUGGGAGAGGUCCUUUACCUUGGAAAGGUGAAAAAAUAGCAUUCUGAGUUCGGAAGGCGCUCUUCUUUUUCCUUCGACGUCUCUCCGGCCUUUUAGGAAACGAUGUCAAAUACAAUACCUCCUGCCAGCAUCGCUACUGUUCGGUUCCUCAUUUCUACUCUAACCCGUAUUUUGGAGAACGAAUAGCUUGAUCUUAUUAUGGUAGCAGUCCCUGGGUGAGGUUAUUUACCCAGCUGUAUAAAAUUGGUGCAGCUUUUUUUUCUCUGUUGUUAUUUAAAAGUUUACCAGAGUGCAAAAAUAUAUAUUGAUUUUUCAA
Messenger RNA from Tachyglossus aculeatus (Australian echidna), 2349 nucleotides. RefSeq names its product FKBP prolyl isomerase 5 (gene FKBP5). Gene Ontology annotation, molecular function: protein binding; peptidyl-prolyl cis-trans isomerase activity. The transcript has 11 exons. The record is from RefSeq and is a predicted model, not a curated record. Lineage: Eukaryota; Metazoa; Chordata; Mammalia; Monotremata; Tachyglossidae. The coding region runs from base 39 to 1397 and encodes 452 amino acids.